Molecule: messenger RNA, 5027 nt
Organism: Gadus macrocephalus (Pacific cod)
Lineage: Eukaryota; Metazoa; Chordata; Actinopteri; Gadiformes; Gadidae
Product: toll-like receptor 13
Exons: 1
Coding region: 1377-3575 (732 amino acids)
Biological process (GO): immune response; toll-like receptor signaling pathway
Cellular component (GO): membrane
Molecular function (GO): protein binding; transmembrane signaling receptor activity
Source: RefSeq, a predicted model, not a curated record
CACUUCUUUCACUACAAUACAGCUAAAACUCAAGUUGAUUAUCUUUCAGCAAAAAGGAAUGUAACAUGACCAUUUCAAGCAUGUGUUUAUUUUUGCCUUUGGUUAGUUUGUGAUGAAAAUUGUCAUCAUUAUAAGUAACCUUUGGAGAGGAGAGAUCAAACAAGUUAACGAUCAUAUAGGGGCUUUUUUUUUUUUUUUUUUAACCAGUUAACGAUUUUUUCUGAAAUGAAAUGAAAAUCAUAGAAUAUAGAAUUUAGUCGUUCCCUAUAAGCUUGGUUGUGCAACACGUCAUGUUUUGGAAUUGUGGCAACAUUAAUUGUAUGCUUGGAUUGUUCUCUGCCUCAUCUGAAAGUCCCUUUGGAUAAAUAAGGCCAACUAACUGCCUGAAUAAAUAUAUCUAGUAGGCAUGCUAGCUGACUAAAUAUAUGUGUAGAAGGUAAGGAAGACCUUAACUGAUGCUUUCUCGAUGUCCUAUGAUGUGGUUGAGUGCUCUGGUUCAUGAUAAUCUCUGUAUGCAAAGCAGCGAGCUGAAUCAAUAGGAUACAAGGAAUCAUUACUCAGAGAAAUCAUACGUUUAUUGAGAUGCCUUCAGCAUAUAUACACUUUGUUCAAGGGGAGACCAAGACCCGGACGUCAAAAGUCUAAAUCUACCUGUUAUUUUCAGGGCUAACAGAUAAAAGUGAAGCAAAACAGAGAUGUACUCAGAAAAGUGGCACAAAAGUGUUAAUAGUGAGAAUGAUACUUGUCGGUGUGUCGGUUACAGAAGUAGAGAAUGUUCUACUCGGAAAGAUUACUCAAUAUAAAUAAUAACUGGGAGUACUAGUUGACUAAUAUAAAUGUAUAGCAGAUCUGCUAGCUGACUAAAAAUAAGUGUCAGCAACCCUACCAGAGCAACAGAUACAUCACCUCCUCAUGUUAAAAUUGGUUUAAGGGCAGCACUGCUUAGCCUGAAAAAAAAAGGUUUUCCUUUGCUUUUGUGUAUAUAUUUUUUGUUAUGGUGUAAAAAAAUUGUUAUGAGGACAAUGGCUAUGACUCAAAUUCAUUAUAUUCCUACAAAAGAUGAAUUACACGUGAUUAUAUUUAAGGAUGUUGAGGAUGCUUACAUCAUGUAGGCCUAUGGGUUUGAGAUACAUCUCAAACCCAUAGCAAGAGGAUGCUAUGCUUCCAUUCCAGUAUUUUGACAGCAGAUUGUAAUGAGCGCCGUCUGUGUAUCUUUGUGUGUCAGUUUGACAGUCUUUUAGGAUUUGCGGUUUUCACCUGAGGAAUUCCUCGGACUGAAAGAAAUGAAUGAACAAAACCAAAGAUCCACCUGGUAGGACUGGAGAUCCAUUGUAUUGGAAAUUACCAACAUCAACAAAAACUCUUCGUGUGCUGGAAUGAAAACGAAAAUUGCGAUGCCGUUUAGGGGAAUUUGUUUUUGUUCAUUUGGAAUAUUAUAUUUAUUUUUGAACAAUUUGAUUUUCCCCACUGCUAGUUACACGCUGAAGGACUGCAUGGUCACACAGAACUCACAGGCCAUCUGUCGGAAUGCCAGUAUGAAAGUAUUUCCAAAGUACAUUCCAGCAAGAGUCACAAGUAUAGACCUUUCUGGAAACAACAUGUCUACACUAAAUAAAACAGAUUUGGAAAAUGUACCAAAUCUGAUGCGCUUGGACAUGACAAGCAACAGGAUCUCCAAGAUUGAAUCUGCCACUUUUGUGGUUCAAAUCUCUCUAAAGGUGUUAAUUUUAAACAACAAUAGCCUUUGUAAUCUACAGGAGGGUAUGUUUGAUGGAUUAGUCAAUCUCAUAGAAUUGUAUCUGGCUUCCAAUCAGAUCCAAUCAGUAGCACCGGCCUCUUUCAAGACUCUGAGCAAGCUUAAGAUUUUGGACCUAGGCCAUAACAAAAUGUGCCACUUAACAAACUUCUUCUUACAACAUACACCACAUUUACAAAACCUGUACAUUCCAGCAAACAAAAUGUCCACUUUUAAUUCAUGGGAGCUGUCAAAUAAGUCUACAGAACUUGUUAUCCUUGAUUUGUCUCAGAAUGAGCUCAUGUAUUUUAGGCUCACUGCAGGUAUCUUUCCCAAACUCAAAACGUUGUACCUUGAGGAUGGUAUAAAGAAUGGCAUCGUUUGGGAGGUGAAUGACACAUCGUACCUUAGCAGUGUGGUUAGACUCGAUAUCAGUGGGGUUCGCAACUCGAUUCAUGGACUGCAGGAAGUGCUGGAGUCAUUUAACUCCUCCUCCUCACUGAGGUAUCUGCAGUUAAACCAUAUAAAUAACAACCUGCAAGUUCUCAUCAAUGUUUCCUGCAAAAUCCCAAAGCUGAGCUCUUUUGAAAUCCGAAAUAAUGGCAUCAAAUUGAUUACAUCAGACAUGCUGCACUUGUGUACUUAUCUGAAAAUAUUAGACUUGGGGAUGAAUGAGAUAACUACGAUCUCUGAGAAUUCGUUUCAAUCUCUUAGGCAGCUGAACACUUUAAUCAUAGAGUCUAACUGUCUCACAUCGGUCCCCAAUGCUGUAAGGAAAAGUAAAAUCUCAAAACUGGAUCUCAGCUGCAAUAACAUCAAUGUUCUUGGCUGUGAUGAUUUUGCCAAUAUGAUCCAUCUCAGGGUUCUCUAUCUACACAAUAAUCCUCUCUUGGCACUCAAUGAUUGUGUUUUCAAAGAUUUGGUCAAUUUAAAUAAAUUAAUGUUGCAAAACAGCAGCAUUCAUCAUUUAAACGGCACCUUCAAGAAAAACACGCCAAAUCUUAAAACUCUUUCUUUGUUGAACAAUAAACUCACUGUUCUAGAUCAUGGAGAAUUUAAAUCUCUUAGUUCCCUCCAGACUUUGACAUUAAAAGGGAAUCAAUUAGAACAACUUAAUGAUGGGACUUUUUUUGGACUGGCCAGUCUUAAAAAUCUUAAUCUUGAAUCAAAUAAAAUAACUGAAAUUACAAACGCUACUUUUGGUGAUUUGAAAGCUUUAAAGACAUUGAAUUUGCAGAGCAAUCAAAUUAAAUAUGCAUCGGUAGAGCCUAUUCCGUUUCCACCAUUUGCUGAGCUUUCACAGCUAGAUACUUUGUUUAUUUCAGCUCAAAGCAGACCUCAUAAGUGGUCCAACUUCCCUCAAAACUUUCUGCAAGGCCUGACAAAUCUGUCAAUACUAUACAUGCAAAGUAACCAUCUUAGAUCCGUGCACCCACACACCUUCAACUAUACUCCUAAUUUGAAUGUGCUUCAUUUGUCUAAAAAUUUUUUUUUUUUGACAGACAUUCCCGACAAUUUGUUUUCCCCAAUUCAAAAACUAAAAAGUCUUUACAUUUCAAUGACAAACCUGAGGUCUCUAGAUUUUCUGCUCCAUUCUAACCUCACAGAGCUGGAAGUGUUGCAGGUGGGGUAUAAUAUCUUUUCUGUGAUUAGAGAGCCAGUGAUGCUGUCUCUGCCAGCACUUACUGACCUGGAUAUGCAGGGUAAUAGCUUCACCUGUAACUGUGACAAUGCGUGGUUCCUCCAAUGGGUAAACACCAACAAGCAAACACAAGUGUUUAAUGCAUACAACUUUGAAUGCAGCUAUCCUCCAAACCUUAAAGGUAGAAAACUGUUGUAGAUUGACGUCCGUUCUUGUACAGUAGACACAGACUUCAUCUGUUAUAUUUCCACGGCAUGCGCGGUCAUCAUGACCCUAGCAGUCUCCUUCACUCACCAUUUCCUGCAAUGGCAUCUGGUCUACGCGUACUACCUCAUGCUGGCGUUCCUCUACAACUCAAAGAACAAGGACAAGCGUGCUCAUCAAUACGACGCCUUCGUCUCCUACAACACAAAGGACGAGGGCUGGGUGCUGGGGGAGCUGCUGCCCAAGCUGGAGGACGAGCAGGGCUGGAGACUGUGUCUGCACCACCGAGACUUCCAGCCAGGUGAGGAGCCCUACCCUGAACAUCCUCUGCACCUCCAUUAGCAUACAAGCUAGCCUACACUUUUUCAUACAUCGUACUUGCCAGUGGAUAGGACAUGGUAGGAGAUUUUUUAGAGAUUUAAUGUAUUUGAACCAGGGGCGUAGGAAUGAGUUUAACAACGGGGGGGACGACACAUAUCGGAAACCAGACAGAUCUGUUAAUGGUUUGAACAGAAAUAGGUCAUAAAUUAACUACACUGCAAAAUAUUAAAAAAUAUAUUUCAUUUUAUUAAAAGUAAACAUUUGUAAAUGUAAAGGAAAACACAUAUUGAAUGGCAGUACUGAACUGAUUAAUAUCAAAUAAAUUCUUUAAUUACAUGUCCUAUCAUCCAAUUUUGUAGAAUAAGAAGCUGUUACAAGAUGCCUUGUUGCGCUUUUAAAAUAAAAUAAAAUAUUUUCUUCUUAACUCAAUGUUAAUGCAAGAACAUGCCAAAGAGUUUCGUAUUAAGACUAUAAAAUCUGUCAAAGAAAUACUUAUAAUAUCAAAUAAAUGGAAACGGCUGUUUAACACAACAGUUUAUGUUGCGUUUGAGACCAUGGAAUGGCGUCAUACAGAGGGGACUGCAUGAGGAGCACAACUGACAAGCUAAAACGUAGAGGAAGGGCCACACAAAUUAAACAGACAGGAAAACUCUCAGAGAUGCAAAAUCACUUAAAACUCCCUCAUAACAUGAAUGCAAUCUGGUUUUAUUAUAUAACUUAUACUACUUACAUAAACUAAUAUUGUAUCAUUUUAAAUCAGUAUUGUUGGCCUAAGAAGUAAAGUGUGAAACAGAGCAGAUGUAUGUCUGCAUUAGCAAGUAAGCUAAUGGAUAGCUCAAAGCUGGCUAGCGUUGACUGACUCACUAAUCUCACUACUACGACUUUUUAUUCAUAUUGUAAGUCUGAUGACGAAAAAGCUCAGAACGGUGCGUUUCCCUUACUUUUCGAUUAAUUUGUUUCAUCCAAUCAUGUUUCUUGAGGUGGGGAUCUGUAGGCUAGUAUCUGACCAACACAAACACGGUAGAACAUCAUAACCAUGACGUAAGAGGAAGCAUGGCGUAACUCACCCAUCACAGUUGUUGGUUUCUGGCCCAGGCUCUGUGCCAUCUCACCCAAGAAGCUCUG